AUGCCGAAAAAUCCGAGAUACGGAUUGAAAGAUGUACCGGGAAAGGGAAAAGGUCUUGUUGCAACCCAGGACAUUCCUAAGGGUACUCGGAUCAUUGAAGAGAAGCCAAUUAUGACGAGGCCUAAACGAGCAUCCCCAGGAUUCUCUCUCCGAGGUCAAUUCAAUGCCCUCAAUGAUGAACAACGGCAAGCAUUCCUAUCUCUAGAAAAUGUACACCCUUACAAGAAUGCGGAUGAGCAAUACUUCGGUAUCUUCAAGACGAAUGGUCUUCCCAUGGAAAGUGACGAUGAGGGCGGUCUAUUCAUUGAAACUUGUCGGAUCAACCACGCCUGUGACAACAACGCCUCUAGCAACUGGAACACGACUAUCCAAAAGCACACUAUCCACGCAUUGAGAGACAUCCACGAAGGCGAAGAGAUCACAAUAAGCUAUCUUGGAUCUCGCGCGUGGCCUCGCCAAAUUCGACGACAAGUUCUCCAAGAGAAAUUCAGAUUUUUGUGCUCAUGCAAUCUUUGUGGUUUACUUGCCAGGGAAUCCAUGCAAAUUGACAGAGAGUUGAUGAAUAUCGCUCGGAUCAUGACUCUGAUUCCAGGCACCUCUAUUAGAUAUCCGUUGCAGGGCAUCCGUUACAUGGAUCAAGCAGUUCAGCUACUCUCUGGCAAAGAAGUGGGUGUCAGCUUGUUGGGUGGUCUUUUUGCUGAAGCUUCUAAGAUGAACGUAGGUCACGGUGACUUGGCAAGAGCUCGUACUUUGGCUGAGAAGGCAACACCUUACUUGAUUAUAUCAUAUGGCAGUGACAGCGUGCAAGUGCUCGAUAACCAGCAUCGAGCCAACCAACCAUCCAUGAACAUCUACUACGGCUUAUCAUCUAUAGACUGGGCGACACCCGUCCAUGAUGUCCCGUCAAGUGUUGAUUCAAAUGGAUUUGAAGACUGGCUUUGGAGAAGAGAGGGACUACAGAAUUCACAAAUUUAUUUCGAAAGCCUAAACAUUUUUUUAGUAACUCCAUUUUCCCCUCAUUCCUGGAACUUCCGCAUAGAGACCAGACGAGCCCAGAGUUCUAUGAAAAUGCUGGAAAGUCCAAUCAGCGACCGCGACGCCACUGUCAAAGACCUUGAUGACACACAUGUCCAACUCUUACUCGAAACCAAUGCACGAGGGAUAUUUCCUAAACUUCGAAAAGCGCACACGGUUGCAAUUCUCUAUGCGCAACGCGACGGCAAAAUAACUGAACCUGAUAUCAGCCUUAAAAAUAUCGCAUUACUUCAGAUCUUCCCAACAUCAUUAUCUCGCUUGAUUGCAUUAAGAGAUCUGACUCACGAAUUUUCCACGAAAAGAGAGACUGAUAAUGCCAGAACAUGCCACGGAUGUGGUAAGAAGUCAUCUUCAAUGGUUAAAUGCAGCGGGUGUUCCUUUUUCUGUUAUUGCAAUGAGAAAUGCCAGAAGAACGGCUGGUGCACUAAGGGCCACAAAAAUGAUUGCAAAAUCCUCAAGAAGCCUGAUUUGCGAGGGAUGUUUUUAAUUAAGUGGGAAGAGUUCAAUGGCGCUGCUCAAUUUCCUCUGUUGACUGUUGUGGGAAAUUAA
Messenger RNA from Botrytis byssoidea, 1584 nucleotides. RefSeq lists its product as uncharacterized. Gene Ontology annotation, molecular function: protein binding. The coding region runs from base 1 to 1584 and encodes 527 amino acids. The transcript is spliced from 4 exons. The record is from RefSeq and is a predicted model, not a curated record. Lineage: Eukaryota; Fungi; Ascomycota; Leotiomycetes; Helotiales; Sclerotiniaceae.